This is a messenger RNA of Hippopotamus amphibius kiboko, 7075 nucleotides long. RefSeq names its product solute carrier family 45 member 4 (gene SLC45A4). The record is from RefSeq and is a predicted model, not a curated record. Bases 558 to 2879 code for a protein of 773 amino acids. The transcript is spliced from 8 exons. Gene Ontology annotation, cellular component: membrane. Gene Ontology annotation, biological process: transmembrane transport. NCBI's taxonomy places the organism in Eukaryota, Metazoa, Chordata, Mammalia, Artiodactyla, Hippopotamidae. Gene Ontology annotation, molecular function: sucrose:proton symporter activity.
UUGAAGCCCGGUGUCGAUGGGCCACGUCCAGAAGAGCAAGGGUGUGACUGCAUCCUUGGUCUCGCCUUGCGCCGGGGAGGUGGUCGCUUUCCUGCAGCUUUUCUAAGGGGACGUUUCCGGCUCGGUUCCCGGCAGCCGGCACGUGACUGGGCUGUGUUCAUCCAGAUCGACCAGUCGCUCGAUGGGGAGCGCCGGCAGCCUACCUCUGUGUGUCACCUGCCCACCUCUCUGUAGCAAGGAAAGCCGCUUCAGCACCGCUUCAGUAAUGAUGAUGAAACUGGUAUUAACUGAAUGGCAUUUAUGGAUUUUUAACUCUAAUUCACAGUAAACCAGCAAGCCAUAUGUUUAAUCCAACCAAAAAUCGUCCUGUUUUGCUGCGUGUCUCAUCCGAUGGUGAGACGUUCCGAGAUACCUGUUUGUACAAAGAGGAAUAUAAGUAUCGCUCGCCGGAGGAACACCACUGAAGCAGAAAGAGAAGACGUCUUAAUUUAUCCUUAAAGAUAUAUGAUAGAAUUAUUUAUAUAGGCAGAGUAAAUAUAUAUAUUUUUUUGGUGGUAAUGAAAAUGGCUCCGCAGAAUGCCGACUCAGAAUCUAUGCAAGUUCAGGAGUUAGCGGUGCCCCUGCCGCACCUGCAGAAGCCGGGGAGCGCGGAGGCGGAGACGCGCGACGAGACCGCCAGCGAGGGGUCCGUAGACCGCAUCCCCGUGCGCCUGUGGGUGAUGCACGGGGCCGUGAUGUUCGGCAGGGAGUUCUGUUACGCCAUGGAGACAGCGCUGGUCACGCCAAUCCUGUUACAGAUCGGCCUUCCGGAGCAGUACUACAGCCUCACCUGGUUCCUGAGCCCCAUCCUCGGCCUCAUCUUCACCCCCCUCAUCGGCUCCGCGAGUGACCGGUGCACCCUGAGCUGGGGCCGCCGGCGGCCCUUCAUCCUCGCGCUCUGCGUGGGCGUGCUCUUCGGAGUGGCGCUUUUCCUUAACGGCUCUGCCAUCGGUCUGUCCCUCGGCGAUGUCCCCAACCGGCAGCCCAUUGGCAUCGUCCUCACGGUGCUGGGGGUGGUGGUCCUGGAUUUCAGCGCCGACGCCACCGAGGGGCCCAUCCGCGCCUACCUGCUGGACGUGGUGGACAGCGAGGAGCAGGACAUGGCCCUCAACAUCCACGCCUUCUCCGCCGGCCUCGGCGGGGCCGUCGGCUACGUGCUGGGGGGGCUGGACUGGACCCAGACCUUCUUGGGCGCCUGGUUCCGAACGCAGAACCAGGUGCUCUUCUUCUUCGCGUCCGUCGUCUUCACGGUGUCGGUGGCCCUGCACCUGUUCAGCAUCCACGAGGAGCAGUACAGCCCCCAGCAGGAGCGCAGCGUGGACACGGCCGAGGCACCGGCCCCCGGCCCCCACGCCAGCAUCCUGGACGGCGGUGCCCUGUUCCCGGACGAGGUGCAGUCGGAGCACGAGCUGGCCCUGGACCGCCUGGACGCGGGCAUCGUGCGCAGCAAGAGCGACUCGGUGCUGCACGUGCCGGACGCCGCGCUGGACCUGGAGCCCGAGCUGCUCUUCCUGCACGACAUCGAGCCCUCCAUCUUCCACGACGCCUCCUACCCCAGCACCCCCUGUAGCACCAGCCAGGAGCUCACCCGGGCCCGGCCGCCCCGCCUGCCUCCACUGCUCCGCGAGCCCACUGGGGAGGACGAGACCCUGCUGGAGAACCACCUGAACGCAGCCAGCCUCCCGAAUGGAGGCGGCUCCGCGCCACGCGAUGGUCUGGGCGGCUACAGCAGGGUGGACGUGAAGCCCUCGGCCGCCGCGGGCUCGGUGCGCCGGCGCCGGCACGUGUUCCGCCGGCAGGCCUCCAGCACCUUCUCCUACUACGGCAAGAUCGGGUCCCACCGCUACCGCUACCGGCGCGCCCACGCCGUGGUCCUGAUCAAGCCCUCGCGCAGCAUGAGCGACCUGCACGAGCUGCAGCAGCGGCAGCGGCAGCGCUGCCGGCGCCGCAACCAGAGCGGGGCCACCACGUCCAGCGGGGACACGGAGAGCGAGGAGGGCGAGGGCGAGACCACCGUGCGGCUGCUCUGGCUCUCCAUGCUGAAGAUGCCACAGCAGCUGGUGCGGCUCUGCCUCUGCCACCUGCUCACCUGGUUCUCCGUCAUCGCCGAGGCCGUGUUCUACACCGACUUCAUGGGCCAGGUCAUCUUUGAGGGGGACCCCAAGGCUCCUUCUAACACGACUGCCUGGCAUGCCUACAAUGCGGGCGUGAAGAUGGGCUGCUGGGGCCUGGUCAUCUAUGCGGCCACCGGUGCCACUUGCUCAGCGCUGCUGCAGAAGUACCUGGACAGCUACGACCUGGGCGUCAGGGCCAUCUACGUGCUGGGGACGCUGGGCUUCUCCGUCGGCACGGCCGUGAUGGCCGUCUUCGCCAACGUCUACGUGGCCAUGGUCAUGAUCAGCACCAUGGGCGUGGUGUCCAUGAGCAUCUCCUACUGCCCCUACGCCCUGCUCGGGCAGUACCACGACAUCAAGGAGUACGUUCACCACAGCCCCGGGAGCUCCAAGCGUGGCUUCGGCAUAGACUGCGCCAUCCUCUCCUGCCAGGUCUACAUCUCCCAGAUCCUGGUGGCCUCCGCCCUGGGCAGCGUGGUCGACGCCGUGGGCACCGUGCGCGUCAUCCCCAUGGUGGCCUCCGUGGGCUCUUUCCUGGGCUUCCUGACGGCCGCCUUCCUGGUCAUCUACCCGGACGUGUCUGAAGAGGCCAAGGAGGAGCAGAAGGGCCUGUCCCCCCAGGCACCGGGCGAAGGCGGGAGCAGCAGCGUGGAGAAGCCCACCGUCCUGAAGCUGUCCCGGAAGGAGGGCCCACAGGGGCUGGUGGAGACCGAGUCCAUGGUCUGAGCCGCGCCCCCUGCACACACAUUCCAGGGCCGUGGCGGGGGAGGGGGCGGGAGGUGGUCGCCACCCGGCCGGCUGGCUUGCUGUGGCCUCUGCGGCAGCACAGACCCAGCUGGAGGCUCAGUGGUUGUAGGGUAGCUUUGCCCCACUAGGCAAAAGUACCACGUUCAUUACUUUUCCCACAAUUAAAAAAAAAUCAUUUGAAAUCUUUUUUUUUUAAUCCAAAAAGAUCUUUUAAUUUCACUUUAUCUUUUAUUCUGCAGGUAUAUUAUUCUGCAUGUUUUAAAAUUAUAAACCAGAUUUACAAUACAGACUAUAAGCGAUUUAGAAAAAAAUAAGAUUUUUGCAUUUCUAAAGUUAUAAUUGAAAACAAAAAAUAUCUGAUGUAUUUUGCUAUAUCUUAUCUGAGUUCUUCAGAUAAUAGUCGUGUAGUCAGUGACUAAAACAUUUUUAUCACAUUUUUUCCCUGUGGACGCCUACAGGUAUUUGGACGCUCUGUCAGAUCUCAUCACAUUUUGUUGGUGCUGCAGCUAUUGGAGAGUAUUUUUCUCUAUGAUUACUUUAGAAAAGAAAAUUUUUUUGUUUGUUUGUUUUGUUUUCCAAAGCUGUGGUUUUCUUAGAAGAACAGCAUCUCCUGUUUUCCUCCGAGUUUGACGCACUGCGCCCGGGCAGCCCCGUUCUUGGACGGCGGGCCGUGGUGCGGUGACACCAAAGCUGGGAGGAGGCGCAGGGCCCCUGGGUUCUCUUGGGGAGACAGGGCAAUUUGCAAGGCCCGAUUCCAGGCACCCCUCUCUUUGGCGGGCUGGACCAGGCCGGGCCGGGCCACCAGCGAGGGGGCAGCCCUUGAGCUGGUGAUCUGCCCCUGCCUGUGCUCUCGGCCCGUCGGCCCGUCUGAAGCUCCCCGGAGAGGCUGGGACUCUUUCAUGGCACUUUGAUUCAUCUUUAAACCAUCUGUGGGGGAAACCCCACUGCCAGGCCCGCAAGCUGGACACUCUGCACCCUUCUGACCUCCGCGCCUGCUCACCCCACUGGCCGCUGGAAUCAGAACCACCUCACAGUGAAGAAAGUGGGUCUUGCGACAGAAGGAAGGUCCACUCCACAGGUCAGCUCGGCGCGGUGUUUCUGGUUUCAGUGGAGAGCCAAGCUCAGACUCCGGGGAAGUGCAGUCGUCACAUGCUGCAGCUGUUUGGAAAUGCUUUUCAAACCACAAUCUCUUUAUAACUAAGCAGUGUCUGCUUUUCUUCUUUGGAAUGGUCAGUCUCAGUGUACUGAUCUCAGGAGAAAGAGGGAGGCCUUCUGCACAUUACCCAGAGAAAGUGAGAGGAUUGGCAUACUUUGCUGCCUCAAGUUGAUGUUUUUUUAAAUAAAGUACUGUAAAAUGCAUGAGAAUCAUGCUGCAAUAUGAUUAUUCUGAAGCAAAUAUAUAUAUAUAUUUCAAGAUGAAACUCAGCAGUUUUUAAACUACUUGAAUUCUCUGUGUGUUGAAAGGAACAGCCGUGUCUAACGUACUUGACCGGCCUCUGGUCUCGCCCUGUCUCUCCAUCGCUGGUGGCACUGUGUAGUGUGUGAUUUCUGCCCGAGGAGCAGCGGUGCCUGUCCACGUCGGACGUGUCCACAGGCCACGUGUCCUUCCUCGGAAGCCCAGGGUCACACAGAACCACCGGAAGACGGGAGCGUUUUCGAUGUGCAUCCCAGCUGGAGCAUGGCCUCAGGGAUCUUGUGCUUGGAUGCGGAAGUCCUUCCACCACUGCAGGCCCCAGCGGUGUCCUUGAGGUCCCCACUGGCCAUCCGGUGCGUGCUUCUCCUCUCCGCCCCCCAGCAGGUGCCCUGGUAGGUCACGUAUAUGCAAGUUGAUGGUCUUCAUGGCUUUAGGAUGGCAGGUCCUCUUACUGUGAUUCUCAGGGCCGUUGGUCGUGUCAUCCGAGUCCAGCCUCUGUUUAGCUGCCUUGCUCCUCGAGCGGUCUCCUGGCAGCUAGAAAACAGGGAGGCCAGAGAGCAGAGAAGGUGGGGGGCGGGGGGAGGAGUCCCAAUCGAGCUCUGAGGUGAACCAGCUAGAAGGGCCGCAGCUCCCGGGCCCUGCCCUCAUCCACCGCCGGUGCUCCCAAGUCCGGGGCCCACCUGGGGCUUGAUGGGUAGGGGCAGGAGGGGCCUGUGGCAGGACCCCCCCCGAAAUGUGGUAACCCUUGAGAUCGUGAUCUGAGCUAGGGAAGACGUCAGAGGACAUGUGUUGAAGUCGCUGUUAGGUUAGGACAGGAACGACACUGGAAAGCGCGGGGCAGGCCCUCGGAGGGCGUGGUCCCCGUGGGCGGCUCCACGCGGAAGCGGGGGAGUUUUACAGCUUUGGAAGCCCCGUGGAUGUUUGUGACCAACAUGUGUCUUCCUGUGUGGGCCUGGGGGGGCAGGUGCCUUGCGGUCUGUGUCAGGAGCCGUGGAGGAGCCGGCCUGCAGCGCCGCCCUCCCGGCCCUCGCCCGGUCGCCUGGGGGUGGGUGCGUUCACCUCAGCCCCGCCCUGGCAGCGAGGUUCCUGCCAGGUCGCACUGACUUGAAGCUGUGUCGUCACCUUGUGUCUUAAGAGAAGCUGAGAGAGGCAGGGCGGGCUGGCGGCCCACCCCCCCCCGUGGCUCGGGGGCCUGUGCUCGCCGUACCUCAGAUAGUCCAGGCGGGCAGGUCCACUGUGGCCGGCGGCGGAGGGGACUGGUCCGGCGGUGACCGGGGGGCUGUGACACCCACCGGGUAGGCUGGCCGGGUGGGUGGCGCUGGAGACGCGCCCGGAGUGGGCCCCGGGGGUCUGCGGGCCUCGGGCAGGCGGCGUGCUGGGCAGGGAUUUGGUUGGUUGCCGUGUCGUAUAAAUGGACUCACUACCAAAAACACUUGGGUCUGAUGUGCACCUUUGGUUCCCUGUAAAAGUCAGCGAAGGGAAGAAUCUUUUAAAGAGCUGCCCCACAUGCCUGGUGGCGCUCUGCCCGGUGCGGGGCUGCGCCCGCGGGAAGCUCGAGGGGCCGUCGGUGUCGGCCAGGCGGCGCCCUGACCCCGUCCGGUCGGCAGGGUCCGCGCUGCGGUGUCCCCGGGUGGGCGGGGGGCUGGCCGUGGGGUCCCCCCGGUGCUGUCUGCUGCCCCUGAGAGGGCCCCGGGGGACCAGCAUCUCCCCCUGGAGGGAGGAGGCCGGAUGGCUGGGCCCUGAGAAGAUCAUUGGCUCAGAAUAGUCCUAGGGUGUGUUUCUUAAAGACAUGACGGGGGAGAAGUCGCUCUCUGGCCCCCAGGCCCCAAGGUGGAGCCUCUGAGAGGCUGCUGCGGAGGCAGGAGUGGCCGGUAGAACCUGUGCGGGAGGGCUGUCUUCUCUCCAGCCUUCAGGGCGGCCCAGGCCUGGGCUGUUCAUGUGCAUGUUUGAAAAACACUCCAGGAGGUACAGCCCUUCCCUUCUGUGGCUGAGGCUGAGCAGCAGCCAGCAACAGGGACAGCUGCCCCACGGGGCGACUCUGUCAAACACCAGAUUCUCUGGACAUGAACCACCUUCGAGCCGUUGGGCGUACACCCGAGCUUCUGUGCCCCUUUGGCCACCCCGGCCAGCACCCCUGCCGGGGUCCUCCUGCGAAGGUUGCUGCUAGAAACAGACGCGCCUGACUUUUCGUGUUACAUCUGUAAGUGGCUGCUUCUAAGACACCAUCCAUCUUCUGCCUGCUUCCGGGCCUGGGGGCUCCGGCCCGCCUGAUGGGGCUGCCCCGAGGGCCCACUUCCGGAGCGCCCGCAGAGCGGUGUCCAUUCCGCACGGCCCUUGGACACCCGGCACGCACGGGGGCUGUUGUCAUUACCUCCUCGUGGGGAGCCAAGCUGUCGCGGUCCCGGCCCCUCGACCAGCCCAUCCUCGGGCGUGGCUGGCUGCACGGGGCCCUCUGCAGAGCUGAGCCCUCCCCCGGGCUGCCAGGGGCACCGUGCCACGCGCUACGGACCGGGACUGUCUCUUGGUGGCGGAAUGACCCAAGUGUUGGAAAUGCCUCUUGUUACCAGAGAAACUCCCCAGGCAUCUCGGAACAAAACCUAUUUAGUUCCAUUGUGAACUGGUCACAGGACAACUCUUUUUUAUCAACUUAUUAAGUUGGAGCACUACACUAGCUCUUGCUGAUUUUAGCAGUGAUAUAAGUGUGUGUUAAACACAUAAUGUUUUAUGAGGAAAAGGGAUUAUAAAGAAGAGUAAUAUCGCA